UGUUCUGAUAGGUAUUCGUUUACCAGAAUCUUCAGAACUUUGAGAAACGUGAAUUUUACUGAAUGUAACAUAUCUCAGUAAGCCUGACAUUUAUAAGGAUUGAGAGUGAUUUCAUUCCCCAAAGAAAAUACAUAAAUGUAACAAACAAAAACCAUUGUAGAUGUGGAUGCUCGGCUAAACCAGAAUACAAAAUGCAUGCAGUGGCGCACAGAAGGAGGACACCAGGUUAUAGUAAUGUCCUAGGGCAGGGUCUGGCUCUGAGUGGCUGUGGGGUCCAAAGUCCUAGAGUUCAGAGACCUAUGGGAACAGUGAAUAGGCUUCCCUGUCUUGCUUCUAGUGUAGCCCCAGUCUUUCUCCCUGCUCCCCCGCUUUCCGAUCAUCACCACUAGUACCAACAGCUAAUUCUCCCGUGUACUUGCUCAGCGCACUAGCCAGUCUGCUCAAUGGCCGCCCUGAGAGACGCAAAGAUCCAUAAGGACGUGCAGGACUACUACGGUCAGGUGCUGAAGAAAUCUGAAGACCUCCAAACCAAUGCCUGUGUCACACCGGCUAGGCCUGUUCCCAAGUACAUCCGGGAAGCCUUGCAGAAUGUGCAUGAAGAAGUAACCUUGAGGUAUUAUGGCUGUGGUCUGGUCAUCCCCGAGCAUCUGAAAAACUGCUGGAUUUUAGACCUGGGUAGUGGAAGUGGCAGAGAUUGCUAUGCAGUCAGUCAGCUGGUUGGUGAGAUGGGACAUGUCACCGGAAUAGACAUGACGGAAAGUCAGGUAGAAGUGGCUAAGAAGUACAUCGGAUAUCACAUGAACAAAUAUGGCUUCCAGAUACCCAAUGUAACUUUUAUCCAUGGCUACAUAGAGAAGUUGGGAGAAGCUGGAAUUAAGAGUGAUAGUUAUGAUAUUGUCAUAUCAAAUUGUGUUGUUAACCUAGUGCCUGACAAGCAGCAAGUACUACAGGAGGUAUAUCGAGUGCUCAAGCAUGGUGGGGAAUUGUAUUUCAGUGACAUCUAUGCUAGCCUUGAAUUGCCAGAAGAGACCAGGAAGCACAAAAUUUUAUGGGGAGAGUGCUUGGGUGGUGCUUUGUACUGGAAGGACCUUGCCAUCCUUGCCCAAAAAAUUGGGUUCUGUCCUCCACGUUUGGUUGAUGCCCAUGUCAUUACUGUUCAAAACAAAGAACUAGAAUCUGUGAUUGGUGACUGUCGUUUUGUUUCUGCAACAUUUCGACUCUUCAAACUCCCUAAGACAGUGCCAGCCAAAAGGUAUCAAGUUAUUUACAAUGGAGGAAUCACAGGACAUGAAGAAGAGCUAGUCUUUGAUACAAAUUUCACAUUUAAGGAAGGUGAAAGUGUUGAAGUGGGUGGAGAAACUGCAGCUAUACUGGAAAAUUCACGAUUUGCUCAACAUUUCCUGAUCACACCAGUUGGAGAGAAGUUGCCAACACCUGGAGAAUGUACUGUUUCAGAAUCAAAGGAUAUAAUUACAGAUCCAUUCAAGCUUGCAGAAAAGUUGGGCAAUUGGACAUCCAGAUGCUCCUCUAAUGCUGCCAGCAGCUGCUGCAGCACAAAAAAAAGCUGCUAGAAUUACAGUUGACCAGAAGUCAGUGAGCCAAGAAAUGAGCCACACACAGCAUAGACCAAAAGGAAGAAUAAACAAUGGAGCAAAUGUUAUUCUGGAUCACUGGUGAAAAUAAAUUGAAUUUUACGUGGUAUUAAGGAUCUAUUUGCCAAUCAUCGAAA
Molecule: messenger RNA, 1729 nt
Organism: Erinaceus europaeus (western European hedgehog)
Lineage: Eukaryota; Metazoa; Chordata; Mammalia; Eulipotyphla; Erinaceidae
Gene: AS3MT
Product: arsenite methyltransferase
Exons: 10
Coding region: 444-1571 (375 amino acids)
Biological process (GO): arsonoacetate metabolic process; toxin metabolic process
Cellular component (GO): cytosol
Molecular function (GO): arsenite methyltransferase activity
Source: RefSeq, a predicted model, not a curated record